Messenger RNA from Venustampulla echinocandica, 1440 nucleotides. RefSeq lists its product as uncharacterized. The coding region runs from base 1 to 1440 and encodes 479 amino acids. Gene Ontology annotation, molecular function: transmembrane transporter activity. The transcript is spliced from 4 exons. The record is from RefSeq and is a predicted model, not a curated record. Gene Ontology annotation, cellular component: membrane. Gene Ontology annotation, biological process: transmembrane transport. Lineage: Eukaryota; Fungi; Ascomycota; Leotiomycetes; Helotiales; Pleuroascaceae.
AUGCAGGAAAAGAUUGAAGAGACUAGCUCAGGCCAUGCGCCAACCGAGAUCGACGGUGCUCUCGAGGCUGCAGAUACAAGUGAUUAUGUCUUAAUUGACCCGCUUGUCGAAAAGCGUAUAAUAGCCAAAUUCGACAAAUUCAUGAUGCCUCAGAUGGCAUUACUUAUGCUCAUGGCAUACCUUGAUCGAUCUAACAUUGGUAAUGCGAGAGUCUUUGGUUACGAAGCAGGACUUGGUCUCACAGGCAACCAAUUCGGCAAUAUCUCGACAUUGUUCUACCCCGCCUUCGUACUAUUUGAGAUCCCCUGGGUCAUGGCCGUCAAGCGCUUCGGUGCCAAUCUCGUCCUCGCCAUUGUCAUGGUUGGGUGGAGCGUCGUCACACUCGGCGGCGGAUUUAUCCAGAAUUACCAUCAAGCACUUACUCUACGCCUUCUCCUUGGGGCUUUCGAGGGCGCUCUUUUUCCAUGUUUGGCAUUCAUGAUCUCGACAAUCUACACCGUAGAUCAGCAGGGCAAACGCAUUGGCGUUCUUUACGCUGCCAUUGCGCUAUCAGGAGCCUUCGGUGGACUGAUUUCCUAUGGCAUUCAGCUGAUGGGGGACCGUCAAGGUCUCGCGGCGUGGCGCUGGCUAUUUAUCAUUGAAGGCUGCGUAUCAAUAGUGAUGGGUGCCGCACUCUGGCUCACAUUGCCACGGAAUGCACAGACUGCUUGGUUCCUUACCAUAAAGGAGACAGAAGUAAUGAAGGCUAGGAUGCAAAGAGAUGCCAUCUAUUCCGGAGAGGAGAAGUUUUCGUGGGUAUACGUCAAAAUGGCUAUGUCUGACCCGUUGAUCUACCUCGGCGGCAUUGCGCUCUUCGCUUCUGGUAUUCCCCUUUUUGGCUUCGGAACUUUUCUUCCUACAAUCGUUGUCGGCCUUGGCUAUACGUCCCUGCAAGCCAACUACCUGUCAAUUCCUGUCUACGUCUUCGCCACGAUAGUCUUAUGCUUCGUGGCCUGGGUAUCAGAUAAGACAAAAACACGAGGGGUAAUCGCAAUUAUGAUUCCAAUUCCCGUUCUGAUUGGAUACUCAAUCGUCUUGGGCACCGACAACAAUGGGGCCGGUCUUUUCGCAAUGUUUCUCAUUGGCAGCGUUUACACUUACAAUACCGUUGUAGUGACUUGGGUCAUCAAUAACCUCCAGAAUGAGCAUGUCCGCUCUGUUGGAAUCCCUCUCUUUGUUGCCAUUGCAAACUCUUCUGGUAUCGCUUCUUCCCAGAUAUACCCAGCUACCGAAAGCCCACGAUUCAUAAAGGGUAAUUCAAUCUCACUGGGGAUGGAAUUUGUUGCUCUUAUAUGUGUCGGUUUGAUCUAUUUGCUCCUGCGAAGGAGAAAUGCAAAGAGUGCUCUAGUCACGGAUAAUAUUGACGACGUGAAGCAAUCGAAUUUCAAGUAUACGAUGUAG